AAACAGAGCAUAGGGGAAAGAGCAACCCAGAAUUGAAGAGGUUGCUCCAAACGCUCACCGCAUGAAGGAGGAGAGCAGAGGACGACAAACGGAGACGCAAAGGCAUCGCAAACGCAUUUCCCUUCGACUCGCAGAGCGCACGGAUCGAUCUCUUCGCUCCCGAAACCAAAGCCGGCAGCAGAAGAAGACGACCCACCAAGAGCGCUCCUCAGUACUCGCUGCAGGGCUGCGAACCCAGAAGGGACGCGGUCACCGAAGUAUUUUUUUGAAGCUGGUUACUCAGUUCCAAUGGCCAAUGAUACUCAAUUUUCAGGUUUUCAGCCUCUACAGCCUCCUGUAGUUGGUUCUGCAGAUCCUCCAAGGAAUUUUACUCAGCCAGCGCCUGUUCAACCUUGGCCAGCGCUUCCGCCUCAGCAACCACAGCAGUUUGUUUCAACAGUACCUCAACAUUUUCAGACUCCUAGCCAUGGUACCGUACUCAUGAAUAUUGGAUUGCCUUCUGCCCCUCUGCAUCCCCAAUUUCCUCCACCAGUUCAACAUUUGGCUCCAAGGCCUGGGCAGCCAGUUCAGAAUGUCCUUCCUCCUCCUCCUCCAGGGCCAUUGCCUAUUUCUCAGCAAAAUAAACCCAUGGCAUCUGAGUCACUACGACCUCAUCAGCCUAGUGGUCUUGUUUCGAAUAACUUCAUGCCUGCAGGGAGCGGCCUAAGAGCUCCUCUGUCAUCAUCAUACACAUUUGCUUCUCAUGGGGGACAGCAGCAAGGGAACUUUGUUUCUCCAAGGCCCCCUUCUCUCUACCAUCAAAUGUCUCAACCACAGGCUUCAGGAGUCCCAAGUGGGGAUCAAGUCAAUCUGCCAUCUGAAAGCCAGAACACUACCCCUGUGACUGGGUUGCCAGUUACCAGUGAGCAGCCUGCAGUUUCUGCUGCACUAGCACUUGAGUCAAGCGGUCAGCAUAACUCUUCUGAAGUUGUCCAAAGAAUUCAAACUGAUUGGAUAGAGCAUACAUCUCCUGCAGGAAGAAAAUAUUAUUACAACAAGAAGACAAAACAAUCUACAUGGCAGAAGCCCUUUGAGUUGAUGACGGUAACUGAGCGUGCAGAUGCUUCAACUGACUGGAAGGAAUUUACAAGUUCUGACGGAAGGACAUACUACUACAACAAGGCUACUAAGCAGUCUAAGUGGGAAAUGCCUGCUGAACUGAAGUUGGCUCGUGAGGAAGCAAAGAGAAAAUUGGCCCCAGGAACACAAUCAGAGUCUUUACCUUCCUCUUCUACCUCAUUGGUUCCAGUUAAUGAACCUGAUGGUGCAGAUAUAUCAUCUUCCACAUCUCAAGGACCUACAUCAAGCCCAGUUCCAGCAGCUCCUCUUAAUGCCUCUGGGGACACAGAGUCAGCAGUGGUUGCUGAAUCAGAAGAAAUAUCUGUCCCAGUGCCUACUUCAACGUUGGUGGCUGUUGUCUUGGAUACAUCCAUGGAUGAUGCUGAGCAAACUGUUGUUCAACAGAGCAAUGAAGUUGCUGCUGAUGCAAUUGAUGAUGGCACAACCCCAAUGAUUGAUUCCAAGAAGUCCACUAUUCAGGAUGUUCCCUGGUCAGCUGGAGUAUCUGUUCAAGACAAAGAAGCCAAGAAUAUUGAAGUGAGUGCUGAAGGGGCAGAGACACUUGUUGAAGAGAAAUUAACUAAUAGUGAACCAUCACCUUAUGCCACUAAGCUGGAAGCUAAAGCUGCAUUUAAUGCACUUCUGGAGAAUGCAAAUAUUGGUUCUGACUGGACUUGGGAGCGGGCAAUGAGAAUAAUAAUAAAUGAUAAAAGGUAUGGUGCUUUAAAAACACUCGGAGAGAGGAAGGAAGCAUUCAAUGAGUUUGUUGGUCAAAGGAAAAAGCAGGAUGCUGAGGGUAGACGCUUUCAACAGAAAAAAGCUAGGGAUAAUUUUAAGCAAAUGUUAGAAGAAUGCAGAGAGCUGACAUCUUCUUCAAGAUGGAGCAAAGUAGUGACAUUGUUUGAAGAAGAUGAACGUUUCAAAGCUAUUGAAAGAGACAAAGACCGGAAGGAUAUAUUUGAGAGCUUCAUAGUUGAGCUGGAAAAGAAGGAGAGGGAGAGAUCUUUGGAGGAGCGGAAGAAAAAUAUGAGGGAAUACAGGCAGUUCUUGGAGUCUUGCGAUUUUAUUAAGGCAAGCAGUCAGUGGCGCAAACUACAAGAUCGCUUGGAGGCUGAUGAGAGAUGUUCACGCCUGGAAAAGAUGGAUCGGUUAGAGAUAUUCCAGGAUUAUCUGCAUGAUCUAGAGAAAGAAGAGGAGGAGCAGAGGAAGAUACAGAAGGAGGAAAUGAGAAAGGCAGAACGCAAAAACCGUGAUGAAUUCCGCAAAUUGAUGGAAGAACAUGUUGCUGCUGGCACUCUUACUGCUAAGACUCUUUGGCGUGAUUACUACAUGAUGGUUAAAGAUUUGCCAGCAUAUAUGGCAGUUGCGUCAAAUACGGCAGGUUCAACGCCAAAAGAUUUGUUUGAAGAUGUUGCCGAGGAACUACAGAAACAGUAUGAGGAGGAUAAAUCUCAAGUAGAUGAUGCAGUAAAAAUUAGAAAGAUCUCCUUAACAUCAACCUGGACUGUUGAAGGCCUGAAAGCAUCCAUUGCAGAUGAUAUUCGUGGCACACCCAUAUCAGAUAUUAAUUUUAAAUUAGUGUUCGAUGACUUGCUGGAAAGAGCCCGGAAGAAAGAAGAGAGAGUUGUUAAAAAGCGUAAACGACUGGGUGAUAAGUUCUUCGAUUUACUUACCACUAUAAGGGAAAUAACUCCAUCUUCAACAUGGGAUGAGUGCAAACAAUUGGUUGAAAAUAGUCAUGAGUACAGUUCAAUUGGUGAUGAUAUAUAUUGUCAGGACAUUUUUGAAGAGUACAUAACAAAAUUGAAGGAUCACGAAACAAGAAAACACAAGGAGGAAAAGGCAGAAAGGGAAAAGAAGAAGCGGGGAAAAGAAGGGAAAAGAGGGAAAGAUAGGAGAGAAAAAGAUAGGUAUGAUAGAGAGGAGGAGGAAUCGAGGGACAAUGGAGCAGACAGUGACCGAGAAAUUUUGUCUGAGACUCGUGCAUCUUAUAAGAAGAAAAAAUCAGGUGAAGAUCGUGAAAGAAAGCGACACAGGCAUAUUCAUAGAACAUCAGAUUGUAUGGACAUUGCUGAGGCAGAGCAUUCUGAAAAAUAUCACAGACACAAUGGUGACCAUAAGAAGGCCACACAGCAUGAAUCCACUCCAGAGUCUGACAGUGAAAGCCGCCAUAGGAGACACAAGAGAGAUCGCAGAAAUGGUUCUCACAGAAGUGGUGGGUAUGAGGAGGAACUUGAAGAUGGGGAAUUUGGCGAAGAUGUAAAAAAGUAGUAGUUUGGCUCUGUUCAUUUUUGAGCUGCUGUGAACCUUUAUAAGCUCCCUGCGAAGUCCUGCUGAGUCAGUUAGUCAUCAUAUCACUUUUCAUAUAGAGAAAAGGAGCUGUUUUGUAUGUGUUUUCGGCUCCUUUAAAUGCGCGCAUAUCUUCUAUUUUCUUUAAUUUAUUUUUGGGUUUCCAUACAUCUGGCCUGGGUGGGUUUACUGCAUAUUAGGAAAAUGUCAUUUGGUACUGAUGAGGUUUCACUGAAGCGUGUUGUUGUUGGUGCUUUGGGAUGUUUAGAAACUAGCAAUUCUUGAUGGCAUUUUUUGCUCUGUUUCUUGGCAAGAUGACACCAACCCGUUUGAUCUCUGGGCUAGAGAAUUUUGAACUGGCAUUGAGGACUCUUGUAGAAAACCAAUAUCUUCUGUAUGUGAAGGAACGAUAAGUGGAGAGAAUUAUUGACCAUUGCAGAAGGCAUUGUUGGAUAUGUUUUAACAA
This is a messenger RNA of Eucalyptus grandis, 3853 nucleotides long. Its product is annotated as pre-mRNA-processing protein 40A. Bases 289 to 3369 code for a protein of 1026 amino acids. The record is from RefSeq and is a predicted model, not a curated record. The transcript has 29 exons. Gene Ontology annotation, cellular component: U2-type prespliceosome; U1 snRNP. Gene Ontology annotation, biological process: mRNA cis splicing, via spliceosome. Gene Ontology annotation, molecular function: protein binding; RNA binding. Lineage: Eukaryota; Viridiplantae; Streptophyta; Magnoliopsida; Myrtales; Myrtaceae.